This is a messenger RNA of Botrytis byssoidea, 492 nucleotides long. RefSeq lists its product as uncharacterized. Bases 1 to 492 code for a protein of 163 amino acids. The transcript is spliced from 3 exons. NCBI's taxonomy places the organism in Eukaryota, Fungi, Ascomycota, Leotiomycetes, Helotiales, Sclerotiniaceae. The record is from RefSeq and is a predicted model, not a curated record.
AUGAAGCGUGCAUCAGCGCAGACUGCUUGGUCAAAACGUCGAAAGCAGAUGCUACAGGAACAAAAAGGCAAGACAUUCGAGAGUACAACAGAAGGGAUGAGAUUGGCAGAAUCACCAUCUAUAGCAAUUCCUGAAGCUUUACAACAACCUAUAAGACUUUCUGCAAGUGCUGCGAAAGGUGCCGCGCGAUUGAAACGAAAUGCUUCUAGUAGAGUUGCUGCUGUUGAUAUUCUAGGUGCUGCUGCUAGGAUUGGUACUGCUUAUACUCAAGCUUCAAUUGUUGUUGAUGCUGCCGAUACUGCUGGUAUUACUGAUACUUCUGGAGGUAUUACACAUGGAGUUGAUGAAGAUUCUGGUGAAGUGGUUGAUACUACCGGGAUGAAUGUUGGAUGUAAAGGAGAUAUUUGUUUUAGAGAGGAUUAUGGGGUUAUGUAUUAUCAAGAGAUGGGGUUGGUGUUAAGCUUAUCAGGCUGGAUUGGAAUAUUAUUUUAA